This is a messenger RNA of Stylophora pistillata, 965 nucleotides long. RefSeq names its product centromere protein M. The record is from RefSeq and is a predicted model, not a curated record. NCBI's taxonomy places the organism in Eukaryota, Metazoa, Cnidaria, Anthozoa, Scleractinia, Pocilloporidae.
UAAAAAUGGCGGAUUUAGACGUAAACAUACUUUCACGGUUUACAAAACUCCCAGACAGGAAUCAAGCGACUAUUUUGUUUGUUGGAGUUAAAGGGGUUGGAAAGCACCGACUGGCAAGAUCUUUGCUUGGUAUUCAUGCUGAUUUCUCGGUUCAGAUUCGAGUUGCAACAAGUCUACCUUUGCCAGAGGAUUCUGAAAACACAAGACCUAGAAUCGAUUUCAUUGUGCUGUUUAUUGACCUAACUAAUGCCUUGAGCAUGGAAACAAUAAGAUCAUCGGUGAAGCAUCUUGAUAUCGAUUACUUCUUGGGACACUGUUGCUUUGUUGUGACACAAGCUAAAAAUGAAGCCAUGCAUGCUGUCAGUAUCCAGGAGGUGACAAGUCUUGCAGACAGUUAUGACUCACCUCUAAUAUGUGCAGACAUAGAGAAAGAGGAAGACAGAAAAUUCUUGUCAAGACAACUUCUUCAUCUCCUUCAAGUAUCAUGUGGAUUUUCUGCAGAUGUAACAACAUUGUUACUGGACACAACAAGGAAAUCAUUUGUGUUUGAGGAUGAACUAAAUGACACAAUGGAGUAAUUUAGCUGGAAAAAAAAACCUAACAUGUUGUUCACCAACUUCCAGCUGCCCGCUGCAAAAUUCCUGUAAGAGUAUAUCAGAAUGCAAAUGCAAGCUACAUGUACUAUAAUUAUAUUCUGCUUUACUGUGAAAUUCACACAAUUUAAACACAAGAAAUGUUUGUGGAUUGUCAUAGCCUUCCGAGGACAAUAAAACUGAAAAAACUGUGACAACAAAACCGAUCUACAGAAAACUAUGAUAGCUACUUUUGAAGGUUUCAGUGAAAGCUGGUUACUGACCAGUAGGCUAGUCAUCCCAUCCCCUCCCCCCCUUGUAAGGCCUCUAACCACUCAUUGUGAGUGGGCUCUUUUGUUUGGGUUUCACCUUACUUUCAUUAAAUUAAUUACU